Molecule: messenger RNA, 1655 nt
Organism: Exophiala oligosperma
Lineage: Eukaryota; Fungi; Ascomycota; Eurotiomycetes; Chaetothyriales; Herpotrichiellaceae
Exons: 1
Coding region: 394-1167 (257 amino acids)
Source: RefSeq, a predicted model, not a curated record
CGGCAUUAUUGCCUCCUCCCCCCCUGAUGCCAACCGAUGCCGCCCGCCCAGACCCAGCCAGAUCUUCUUGUGGGCGCAGGUUUGAGCAGGUUCUGUCUCUUCUCUUUCAAAUAACACACCACCAUCACCACCGCCCCGUCACCAUUCAAUUCAAUUCUACCCAUCAAAGACACAAACCCUUUUUUUCCCCUUCUUUCCUCAUCAGUCUCUCUCCUACAACCCUUUUCGUUUCCAUCCACAUUGUCGCAGUAAACAACUUCGCGCUCGUUUGGGUUGUUAACUUGCUCACUGCUACCCCUCCUACCCAAAAACACCCGAGUCCUCCGCUCACUUGACGCGCUUGUUCCUCUUCAUCACUCCCACUGUAAAAAAACCCUGCCCCCAGUCGCGAAGAUGGGUUUGAACAAUCACUACCGCUCCGUCUCGAACGACGAAUCCUUCCCGUUGGCACCUCCCGAAAAAGAGCCACCCAAAUCAGGUUGGGGAAAACAGUCGAUUCUACUGUCCAUCGCCACCGGCACUCUCUUCAUCGCAGUCAUCGCAGCCGUCCUCUCCACCGUCGGAUCCGCCGUCGUCUCGUACAAUUCCAGCGGUAGUUCAGAUGCGGCUGCGACGGCCACAACAGGUGCCGUCGCCUCGACUGCGACCGGCUCGGCCAUCCUGAAUGGUGGUGUGUCUGAAGCCAACGAGGUCGAGAUCCAGGGCUGCGGGAGCAACCCGACAGAAGCACGCGCGAACGGAUGUGUGUUUGAUGUUAUGAUGCAACUUUGGACCCCCGCCGCCUGCUACGAUCGCCCCCUCUCGGAUCGUUUCCUGGCCGAAGGCAACUGGACCUGGUACGCCGACACCACGGCCAACAAGGUCUGGUCCCUCGAGGAGAUGAGAAAGGGAGAACACGAUGCCGUCUACGUGGCCCAAGAGUACCACAUCACGCAUUGCAUUUAUGCGUGGGAGAUGUUGGUUCGUGCCAUGAGAAAUCAAGCCCCCAUCAUCACGGAAUUGAUCUCGUACGACCACGUCAUUCACUGCCGCCAUAAGACUCUCCAGAGAGCCGACGGUGGUUCGACGAUCCGUGGUGUCCGCGCUCCAACCGGUUACACCAAGUGUGCUCCUUAUGACACCUGGAAGCAUCAUCUCCCCUCCAACGAGCACUCUUCGACGGAAUAAAAAAAAAGUCUUCAUGAACUUUCCUUUACUGUAUCUUCCUCACUCGGACCGUGAAAUUUCACCGCAAUAUCGAGAUCCACCGAGUCCUGCCUCAGACCUACCGGACCAUCUUGUCCAACCAACACGAACCCUGCUAUCCCGGCUUCGAGAGAUUUGGAGUGGACUUGUGAAAGAGGUAGCAGGAAGCCGAAACAACUUGAGCCGGGGAACAACAAUAAGCUCAAGCCAAAUGGUUCAAGAGCAGAUGGUUGUCGGAUGAUUCAGAGAAAGAUUCAAACAUGACGAAUAUUCUCAUGCCACCAUUUUUAUUGUGUAUAUACCUCUCUCUUUUUAUUUUCCAACAUCACAGCGCGUCUUGAUUUAUGAUCUCGGGAUUUCUUACAUCGGAAGGGGAGUGGUUUUGUCUAGGAUGGAUGAAAACGGAAUUGUUGAUACGGAGUUGCUUACUUCCAAAUAUACCUUUAGUAUAAUUCACACAUUUGUCCAUA